AUGGAACCCAAGCAUUUGGAUGUUAAAUAUGAUUGCAAACGAAUUAGAAGAAUGAAUGAAGUGACAAUUAUGGAUCUUCCAAGGGUUAUUAUGGCAGAAAUCCUUUCAAGAUUGCCAAUAAAGCCCAUUUUCCGCUGUAAGACUGUUUGCAAACUGUGGUAUCAUCUUUUAACUUCUGACCCUUUAUUUGUUAAGAUGUAUCACACAAAAUCAUCUAAUUCUCCCUGCAUUUUGCUCUCGAUUAACAAUUCUGUCCGGUUACUUGUGGAACUCAAAGCAUAUUAUGACUAUGAUUCUCAACCCUUAAAUACACUCAUUCUAUUGAGCCGUAAGUUUCACCUCCCGCGACCCAGCGACUUGCUUUCAGAUGACCUAUUUGGUUUUACUUCUGUUAAAGAAAACUUGACAUUAAUAGGUUCAUGUAAUGGGUUCAUUUGUUUGUUGAAUGGCUGGAGUCAUGAGAAAAAUCAUUCAGUUUACAUUAACAAUCCUCUUUUGGGUGAGUAUUUCAAGGUUAAGUUGCCUGAAAAGGAGAAGAGAGUUCGUUGUGUUGCUUAUGCAUUCUGCUAUAGUGAAGAAGGCUCUGGACAGUAUAAAAUAUUAAGAUCAGUAAAAGUUAGAAAGUUUCGGGGUCGUCCUGAAGUAUUAGAAUUGGAUGUUUAUACUCUUGGUGUUGAUGAGAAAUGGAGAAAUGUGGGUGAGGCUCCAUGCCCUGUAUCGCAUCAUUUUGGCAAGGUUAAUGUCAAUGGUUCUCUUCACUGGAUGGAUCGCGAAAAAAAUGACAGCAUUUACUCCUUCGAUAUUGGGAUAGAAAAGCUGAAGUCCUUGCCAUUUCCACCUGGUUUGAAAACUCCAUCCCCAUGCUUGAUGCUCGUAGAGUUGGGGAAUUGUCUAUGUUUAUCGGAUAAUAUAUCUUUUCAGCAUAUUGAUAUAUGGUGGAUGAAAGAGUAUGGAAUAGCUGAAUCUUGGGUUAAAGAUCGCAUUUCGUUGUAUAAUAUUCCGCCUGAUAGUUGUGGUGCUAGAUAUGUACCAAUCAUAAUUUGGAAAGAUGGAAAAAUCUUGAUGCAAAGGGAACGUGGCGCGCAGCUAAUUUCUUACAACCCAUAUGAUAAGCAGUUUACGAAGGUCAAUGUUUAUGGUAUUGGCAUUGGAGCGACUAAAUACGUUCCAAAUCUUUACUCGCUCAAGACUGUCAUGGGGGACAACUUUCAAGUCUCAAAUGUUUUUGCCAAGACAGAAAUAGUUUAG
Molecule: messenger RNA, 1248 nt
Organism: Lycium barbarum (goji berry)
Lineage: Eukaryota; Viridiplantae; Streptophyta; Magnoliopsida; Solanales; Solanaceae
Product: F-box protein At3g07870-like
Exons: 1
Coding region: 1-1248 (415 amino acids)
Molecular function (GO): protein binding
Source: RefSeq, a predicted model, not a curated record